Messenger RNA from Necator americanus (New World hookworm), 3120 nucleotides. RefSeq lists its product as uncharacterized. The transcript is spliced from 20 exons. The record is from RefSeq and is a predicted model, not a curated record. NCBI's taxonomy places the organism in Eukaryota, Metazoa, Nematoda, Chromadorea, Rhabditida, Ancylostomatidae. The coding region runs from base 1 to 3120 and encodes 1039 amino acids. Gene Ontology annotation, molecular function: nucleic acid binding.
AUGCUGAUGUGUUGCAGACAGAGGGGCAUGGUGCCGGUAGUCGGCAGUGAUGCUGGCGCCGCACUUCAUAGCGGUAAUGAGCCAGACAUUGCUGUAGGGGGCGGCCAGCAAAGGGCUGAUGAAAACAAGCACUUUCCUGAGGAUAGCCUUAUUCUCUGCGAUAGAAGUGCUUCUGCACAUCGAAAUAGCGGGUGCAGCUGUCAAACAAAAGAAGAAGAUUGUGCAUCUGAAUGUCCAGAAGAGCAACAUCGAAACUACAUCACUGCUCAAGGAACAAGCAGCAGUUCUGUCCCACCUCCUCUCAGCAUGCAGGCAGAUUCUGUGCAACGAGGCAGCAUGCGUCGGCCGAAUGUUUCCUAUGCAUCAGCAGCAGUUCGAUCUAACUUGACGCAGCGAACGAUGUCAGCGGAGGAGCUUCCAUCAACAAGCAGUAUAAAUAACACUGAAUCGAAAGAAGUAAUUGCUGUGGCAUCUACAUCCCAUGCACGGCAGAAGCUGUCAAAGCAAAUGACGGUGGAUGAGACGUGUUCUCCCAUUUUCAUAGGAGCACCCGAUGAGGAUUACCUUCAACCUGCAACCAAUACAUCUGUCCAAAUUCAAACGAGUAUCGCCACGAACAAAGAGUCUCGAGAGGGAAAUCAUCGCCCAUCUUCUGUGGACGUACUGCGGAAAUGUAGUCCGUCCUCAAGCUCUCAUGAGCGCCCUCAAUCCGUUGGUAUAGUGAUUACAUCAACAACUGUACCAAAGUCAUGGAAGUCUCAAGUGCCAGCGGCAAGAAGCUAUGGGGUUCAGGAAGCUAUAGUGAAUAGAAGAAAGUUGUUAAAAAGUAAUACAUUGACUCAACAGAUGCCGGUCCAUAUGCCAGAAGAGUCUGAUUGUUUUGUGCCGGUUCCAUCAUCUAACCACAGGACAACAAGCGGGUUCGGGCCAGUGGUACGAACGCAACCGAUUUCCGUGAACAUACCUGACGAGAGCGACGAAUUAAGACCUGUCCGCGAACUUUUACCAGAGCGAAUGCCAGGAGUCCCAACCGUUGUACGCGUAGAAAAGCAUCCAUAUGCUGGUACCGUCCCAUCGCGAGCACGACAACUCGUACGCAGUUUGGCGAUGUGUGGGGAUGAUGACACCCGGCUGCGACCACCUCCACCCUCCAUGGUGAACUCGUAUGCCUCUGUAUCUGGGGUGGGUGUGCCACCGAGAUUUCACAGAAAUUCGUCUUCACUUAGCAGAGAGUCGUCGUACACUGACUACACAUCUGAUCUCACUGAAAUGGAGCUUCGUGCAUUCAUUGCAGCAACACUGCAUAAAAAUGCGAGGGAUCGUGCUAUGAUUCUGGAAUUGGAGCAACUUUUUACAGACUUUCUCAAUGAUUUUGGAGAGCAGUCCCUUAAACUGCCUCCAGUUUCGUCCUACAAUCGUAUGCUGAUACAUCGAGUAGCCGUGCUGUUUGGUCUUGAUCACAAUGUCGACAACAGCGGGAAAUGUGUGGUGGUAUCCAAAACAUCCAGAACAAAACCACCUGAUUUCGUGUUCGCUAGCUUGAUCCAAAGCAAUAUUUACACUGAUAAUAGGAGAUUCUGUCCUAAUCUUGUGAACUAUGCGGAGAUGGGUGCUGGAGAUACAAUGCAGCGAAAGACUCAAUCGUUCGAAACUGGUUACCUCUAUCCAAGUGCUGAUCCGGAUCUAAUGAAUCCGUCCCAUCAAUGGCCACAUUCUAAUAACCGAUCAUUCGAGAAACAACAUCAUUACUCAUACCAGAUGGCAACGAUGGAUCAUGGCACGAUGAUGAGAAAGGCUGGCAGCUUCAGCGGCGUUCCUGCUAUUUAUCGGUCUGGUAGCGGUUCUUUCGAAAAUUUUGAUCGAUCUCAGAUGAAACUCGCGCAAACUCAGUCAUUAGCAUCUUCAACUCAUUUAUCACCUCGUGAACCUAUUGACGAGACCGUCGAACGAUUUAACAAUGCAAGUUUGUCGGAUCGUGCCAGUCAAGUCAGCUAUAGAUCAUCAGGCUCAAAUCCACCUUCUCAUCCGCAAAUCUAUCAACAAUACCCACAAGUUGUGCAGUACCCAGCUAAUGAAGAAAUGAUGUACCCGCCAUACCAACAACAAAUGUACACGCAGUCGAAUACGAUGAUGACACCUUCGUCGGUCGAUAUAUACUCGCCCCAACCGACUAUCGUAAUGCCUAUGCAACAAAAUCCACCUAUGCAGCAACCAGUUUCUGUUAUGCACUGUCAAUCUCAGGAACCACUCGCUCCGAUGCCUCAGGCUUCGCUGGAACAACAUGCUCAGAUAAUUCCUGCACAAACCGAGUAUGUUCAGUUCCCCGCUCAACAGUAUCCUGCUCAACAAUACCCUGCUCAAGUUAUAAAUUGCGUCCCGCAGCAGUAUCAACCAGUCGUUCAUCCUCCCUAUCAAACGCAGUAUCAACAAGUCAUCUACCCUCAACAAGUAGUGCAGCAGCCAAUGGUACAGCCUCAACAGUAUCCAACAGGAUUUGUACAAGCGCCAGUUCAUCAGGGAUACCAGCCAGCUCUUGUGCAAGCUCCUAUUCAUCAGCAGUAUAUGCCAACGCCACAACCUGUGGUACAUGUGCAAUCGCCAGUCUACCAACAACCUCAAAUGAGGUCGCAAUAUCCCGUCACUAUCCCGAUGGCUGCACCACAUCAGUACGUGGAAGUUCCAAAAGGAGAACAACAGCAGACUGUGUCUUAUCAGCCGGUUAUUUACGGGCAAUGGUAUCAGACAACUGGAGAACAAUACUCGGAAAAUGUCGGAGAAUCAGAAAACGUAAACAGUACCGAUGAUACGGAACGUACGGAUACACAGGUCACAUGCGCUCCUCAUCCAAUAUCUGUCCAGUCUCAUAUGGGAAAAACCGUAUUAGCUCCUCUUUCGGUGUUAGUCAAUCCGGAACCGAUGUAUCACUAUUCGCAGACGUCACCAGUGAUGUCAUCAAUGCAACAACAACAAAUGUUACAAAUUCAGUGCCAUUCGCGGCCACUGCUAUAUAAGCCUAGCAACCAGUACACGGGACAACAAUCCAGUGUUGAUGGCGGGUACUGCAGCAUGACUCAAGAAUCUCUUCGUGAAAGUGAUAUAGUGGCGGCUGAUGCUCAAUAA